AUGACUGUCCUACUCGCCAUUCCUGAAUGCAGGGUACAUGUCAACGGUCCUUAUUUUCUCAUAUUCCAUUUCUUAGGUCCCUCGUUUAAAGCGAGCAGUUUGAAAGCAGAUAAAAAGUUAGAAUUUGUUCCCACAAACUUGCACAUACAGAGGAUGAGAGUUCAAGACGAUGGGGGGUCAGAUCAGAACUACGACAUUGUCACCAUCGGGGCACCAGCUGCGCACUGCCAAGGUUUUAAGUCAGGAGGUCUCCGCAAAAAGCUGCACAAAUUUGAAGAGACCAAGAAGCACAGUUUUGAGGAGUGUUGUACACCAUCCAGCUGCCAGUCCAUAAUCUACAUACCACAGGACAUCAUCAGAGCCAAGGAGAUCAUUGCCCAGAUCAAUACCCUGAAAACCCAAGUGAGUUACUAUGCAGAGCGGCUCUCGAGGGCGGCCAAGGACAGGUCUGCCACUGGCCUUGAAAGAACCCUCGCCAUCCUGGCAGACAAGACCCGGCAGCUGGUCACCGUGUGCGACUGCAAGCUGCUGGCCAACUCCAUCCACGGGCUGAACGCGGCGCGGCCCGACUACAUUGCCUCCAAGGCCUCCCCCACAUCGAGUGAGGAGGAGCAGGUGAUGCUUAGGAACGACCAGGACACCCUCAUGGCCAGGUGGACGGGGAGGAACAGCCGGUCUUCUCUGCAGGUGGACUGGCACGAGGAGGAGUGGGAAAAAGUGUGGCUGAACGUCGACAAGAGCCUGGAGUGCAUCAUUCAGCGGGUGGACAAGCUGCUGCAGAAGGAGCGCCUGCAUGGCGAAGGCUGUGAGGAUGUCUUCCCGUGCGCGGGCAGCUGUACCAGCAAGAAAGAUUGCAGCCCCCCUCCUGACGAGUCCAGCCCAGGUACGUGGUUUCCAUUCAAGGCUUCUGCAGAUGUCUUUUUUUAAUCCUCAGGUAGUGUUUGUAGCUGAAUUAUCCGAGACUGCCUAUGCUUCCAGAGUUAGGAAAAUAUUUUAGGAGUGUGUUCAUUUGAGGCAGCUAGCAACUUCUCUUAGGUCUGGUGAGGAACCAGUUGGGUUGGGGAUGCUGGCCUGAAGCAGGCUACCCCAUGUGCUUUUCUCGCUUGCCCAUCAUACAACCUUUUCAGACAAUUUGUGUCCGCGGGUGCGUUGGACUUCCUGAAUCAGCACAGGGCAUAUUUGUAAAUGAUACUUCCUGUGAUUCCACCUGAACUUGUGAACAUUACAUGGAAGGGGUGUAGCCACCCAAAUGUUGCAGCAUUCACAAUGACACAGCGUCCUCUCUUCUGAGUCUGGAUGCAGCUCAGAGUUCUUAGGCAUUGCUAAGAGGCUCAGUUGGAGAUAGUGCAAAAAUGGAAUCUUUCUGCUGCCUUUGCAUGUAGGAGUCAGUGUUUAUGGCUCUAGUUCAGGGGUCGGCAGACUGCAGCUCUGAGCCGAGUCCUGUCCACCGCCUGCUCUUGUAAAUAAUGUUUUAUUGGAAAUCACAUCCACUCAUUCACAUGCUGUCUGGCUGCUUUUGUGGGGCAAUACCAGAGUCAAGUAGCUGUGACAAGGACCCCAUCAUCCUCAAAAGAGCCUAAAAUAUUUACUGUCUGGCCUUUUACAGAAAAAGGGUGCCGACCCCUGCUCUAGUUCAUGUUGAAUUUCCUGGUUGUGUUGUGGGUUCCCCAGAGUGAGCAUGAGACCCCCCCAAAUAAUAUGCUUUUGCUUACCCCCCCCAAAACCAGCUACCCGAUCAGUCUGAUGAUUGCAUAUUUCUGACUGAAUAUAAAUGUGAGGUAGCAGGACACCUGUUUUAUAUCUAGAGUGCAGUAAACUAGUGAUUUGGGGAUUUACCAAACUCUCCCUGUCGGUUUUAGCAAACCCUCUCAGCUCGUAUAGCACCAUGAAUUUUAUACCAGCUGUGUCAUUUCUAGAAGCCCUGGUGGCUUGUCCACAGUUAAUGUCAAUGGACUAAAAUGGUCCCCUGCCAAGAGUUCCUUUGGCUUUCCCUGGAGAGCUCUAUUUUAUCUCAGUCAAAACACAAACACAUUUUUUCUCUCACUCUUUCUCAGUUUUUCUCCUUUCUUCUCUCCC
This is a messenger RNA of Leptonychotes weddellii (Weddell seal), 2076 nucleotides long. Lineage: Eukaryota; Metazoa; Chordata; Mammalia; Carnivora; Phocidae. The record is from RefSeq and is a predicted model, not a curated record.